Messenger RNA from Tinamus guttatus (white-throated tinamou), 1154 nucleotides. The record is from RefSeq and is a predicted model, not a curated record. Lineage: Eukaryota; Metazoa; Chordata; Aves; Tinamiformes; Tinamidae.
UCUUUCCUCCCCAGACCGCCUACCAGACGGAGCUCGGGCAGGCCCUGGACCUCAUCACGGCUCCCGUCAACCAGGUGGAUCUGAGCCGCUUCAGCGAGCAGAGGUACAAGGCCAUCGUGAAGUACAAGACGGCCUUCUACUCCUUCUACCUGCCGGUGGCCGCUGCCAUGUACAUGGCUGGUAUUGACAGCGAGGAGGAACACGCCAACGCCAAAGCCAUCCUGCUGGAGAUGGGCGAGUUCUUCCAGGUGCAGGACGAUUACCUGGACUGCUUUGGGGACCCCGAGGUGACGGGGAAGGUCGGCACCGACAUCCAGGACAACAAGUGCAGCUGGCUGGUGGUGGAGUGUCUGCGGCGCGUGACGCCGGAGCAGAGGCGGAUCCUGGAGGAGAACUACGGGCGCAAGGAGCCGGAGAAGGUGGCCAAGGUGAAGGAGCUCUACGAGGCCGUGGGCAUGCGGGCCGCCUUCCAGGAGUACGAGGAGCGGAGCUACGCGCGGCUGCAGGCGCUGGUGGCGCAGCACGCGCGCCGGGGCCCUGUCUCGUCUCGCUGCGGGUGCCGAGCGCGGGGGCUCGGGGCGACCAUCACCAUGCUGGCCCCCACGAAGGGGCUGCUCUGCAACCUCAACCACAUCCACCUGCAGCACAUCUCGCUGGGGCUGCACCUCUCGCGGCACCCCGAGCUGCAGGAGAGACCGGGCAGCCCCGCGGGCUUGCUGGGAGCCUCCAGAGCCUCCUCCCGCUCCGUGGAGCCGCCGUGGCCGCUGGCCCGCGCGGCCCUGGGAGCUGCCCGCCCUCUCCCUCCCGUGUCCCAGACGCAGCUUGGGGACAGCUGGCUCAGCCCGGACGUGGGCUACCUGCUGCUGCACACGCUGUGCCCCGCGCUCUGCGCCUUGGUGGAGGACGGGCUCAAGCCCUUCCAGAAGGACGUCAUCACGGGCCAGCGCAGGACGUCGCCCUGGAGCGUGGUGGAGGCCUCGGUGGAGCCAGUGCGGGCGCUGUGCGACCACGCGGGCGCCGGCGCCGGCCAGCUGAGCUUCCGCAAGGGCGACGUCCUGCAGCUGCUCUGCACCGUGGACGAGGACUGGAUCCGCUGCGGCCGCGCGGGCGCCACGGGGCUGGUGCCCGUGGGCUACACGUCGCUGGUGCUGUGA